GACACAGACCGACUGUAAGUAUGACUGACUUCAUGAGUUCUCUUCUCUGGCACAUUAGUACUACUGUACUGUACUAGUAGUAGUCAUAUUCACCGGUGACAAGUGGCGACAACAUCAGCGGAGAAAUCAUUAGCGAGAGGCGGCGAAAUUCCAAACUUCUCUGCGACUCACAAUUUGUAAUUCUCCGAAUCUCAGGAUUGUUGUGUUGUGCUCAUUCAUGGCCAUGGAAACCUUGAGAGAAAAGGUUAUGGUGUGGUGUUACUGGAAUGGUUCUAUCAAGUAUGCUCCUGAUGGCGUAUUCUUUGAAGGAUCCACUCCUAAGAAGAUCAAAGUUAGGCGAAAGACUGCGUUAACUACAUUGUUGAAUGGGCUUUAUCCAAUUUUUGGAUUAGAUAAGCAGAAAUCAGAGUUCAAAAUCUUCGGUAGGUACCCUGUAGCUGCUUCACCGGAUCUGUUUACGUAUCUUCUUCUUCCUGUGGUGAACGACUCUAGUUUGGAUUCUAUGCUUGAUGUUCCAACCAAUCAUCCUUCUAUUAAAAUUGUGAAGUUGUAUUUGGAAGUGAGAUCCACAUCUGAUGAUGCUGCUUGUUCAUCUCUACUGGAUAAUCCCGCUAGUUCCUCGAAAAGACAGAGGAUCCAACAACUCCCUGAAGCCACUGGUUAUGUUUCACUUCCAUCUGUUAAAGUAGAGGGGUAUAAUGGGAUAGAGGUUCAGGGACUGGAUAACAGCAACGGGUGGAUUGAAGAUGAGGAGAAUUCUGACUUUGGAAACGGUAGCACUCAUGGAGGUGGAGACGGAGACAUGACGGAUAAAAACUCGGGUUCAGAUGAUGUGGUUAAUUUGACAGCGAGUAUUGACAAUGCACACAAUGAUUUGAAUGUGCCAGGCUUAGAGCCAUCGACAAAUCCAUGCUUAGGUGUCGUCGAUUCGAGUGCUUCAAAACCGUUGUCAUUGUCCAGUUUGUGGGUCGAUGAUCAUGAAUUGCGUGUGGGAUUGUGUUUUAAAGAUAGGGAUGAGCUGAAGAAGGUGGUGGACUGGUGUUCCAUUAGAGGGCAGCAAAAGUGUGUAGUAAAAGAGAUUAAGAAGGAUGAGUAUAUGUUCAAAUGCAUCAGAUGGAAAUGCAAUUGGUCUCUUGGUGCAGCUAGAAUAGAAGAACAUGGACUUGUUGAGAUAACAAAGUGUAGUGGUCCACAUACUUGCUGUUAUAUUAAGCCAGAGAGUUUCAACUUGGAAUUUGCAGUAGAAGAGAUUGAAAGUCUGAUCAGGGUACAACCCACACUAACAAUUGCAGAGUUGAAAAAUUGGUGGUUUGACAAAUUUGGCGACAUGCUUAAAACUUCAGAGCUGCGGGCAGCAAAACAGGAAGUAAUCAAAAAGGUAUUUGGAGACUGGGAUCAGAGUUUCAGAGUAUUACCCAAAUUAAUGGCUGCGUUUCACUCAUCUAAUGGGCUACUUGUUGACUGGCAAUACGAACUUUUUCCUAAUCCUGAAUUUGCAUCCUUCAGUGGCGUGUUUUGGGCGUUUCCACAGUCCAUUGAAGGGUUUCGACACUGUAGACCUCUGAUCAUAGUGGAUUCCAAAGACUUGAAUGGUACGUAUCCUAUGAAGUUGAUGAUUGCCUCAGGACUCGACGCUGAUGAUUGCUUUUUCCCGCUUGCAUUUGCGCUUACCAAAGAAGUAUGCACUGAUACUUGGCGUUGGUUUCUCGCUGGAAUCCGAGAGAAGGUAACACAAAGGAAAGGCCUUUGCCUCAUCUCCAGUCCCCACCCGGGCAUAGUUGCUGUUAUUAACGAACCAGGGUCACUGUGGCAAGAACCGUGGGCUUAUCACAGGUUCUGUCUGGAUCGGUUUUGCUUACAAUUCCAUGAUAUUUUUCGAGACUACAACCUGGACGAUCUUGUGAAGCAAGCUGGAUCUACAAGUCAGAAGGAAGAAUUUGAUUCCUACAUGAAGGAAAUUGAAAAGAAGAACUCAGAAGCUCGCAAAUGGUUAGACCAAUUCCCUCAAGAUCAGUGGGCUCUGGCUCAUGACGGUGGUAGGAGAUACGGUGUCAUGACGGUAGAAACAGAAGACUUGUUUGCAAUUUGUGAAAACUUUGACUCUCUUGGUCUGUCUNGAUUAUAA
Camelina sativa (false flax) is the source of this 2125-nucleotide messenger RNA. RefSeq lists its product as uncharacterized. Gene Ontology annotation, molecular function: zinc ion binding. The record is from RefSeq and is a predicted model, not a curated record. NCBI's taxonomy places the organism in Eukaryota, Viridiplantae, Streptophyta, Magnoliopsida, Brassicales, Brassicaceae.